ACUUUUUUGCCUGCCAAUUUUCAAAAUGGAGAAAUUAAAUCUUCCAGAGAAAUACAGUUAUAAAAUAAUUGAGAUUGAUGAGAAUAGAGCUAUUUUUUGCAUUUCUGAUCUUGUAAAUAAAGAAUCAGCUCAGGAAUGGAUUAAAGAAUAUGAACAAAGAUCGGAAACAGUUUGGCGUGUUCAGAGAACACAUAAAUCAACUGGACGCCUUAAUGUUUAUAAAGGUGACUUUAGAUGCCAGCACAAUGUGCAACAGGUAUCAAAACAUGUGAAAGAAAGUAAAAAUACUGGAUGCCCUGCAGUUCUUAAAAUUACUAUUCAAAGGUAUUUUUCACUGCCAAAACACAAAGAUCCACUCCCAGAAGUUAUAGAGUUUCCUGCAUUAUGUGAGCUUCUGUACUUGCAUAAUCAUUUGCUUGACAGUGCUGCUGUUAAAAAGUUCAGGCCAUUAUCAAACCUAACGCAAAAGCGUCUGAUAGAAUUGUUUGAAUUAGGACAUACUGCAGCUACUGCAAGACAGAUGUUGCAAAUGGAAUUAGAGCUUCAGAGUAAUGAAGAUUAUGUAGAAGCAUGCAUGGACAGUUCUAAGCUACCUUCAUUAUCUGUCGUAAAUCACUUGUUAAAUAAUGAAUUUAGGAAAAUCUAUGGAUCUCGAAGAGAAAGUGAUAUUGACAGGGAAGUUGAAAAAUAUAUUUCCUCAUACAAUCAACAGCCAUUCUGUAAAGCUGCUUUUUCAAAAGUAAAGAACAGUUUGGCGAUUGCUGUAGUGACGCCGAUAAUGAAGCGAAGUAUAGAUUUACUUAGCAAUGUUCAAGAAAUGAUAAUGCUUGAUGCAUCUAGCCACAUGGACAGACUAAAUCAUCGUGUUUAUUUUUUUAUUUCUCCAGGUGUAGCUGGUGGAAUACCUAUUGGCUGCAUUAUCACAAAUGCAGAAGUUAACUAAUAUUUUUCGUGAAGGAGUGAAACUUCUUUGUGAGUGUUUCCCUGAGAAAUGCUGUUUAUUGCAAAAUGGGCCACUGAUUGUAAUGACAGAUGAUGAUCUGAAGGAAAGAGAAGUUCUGAGUAAAAUAUGGCUGAAUUCUACUUACUUACUCUGUCAGUUUCAUGUGCUAAAAGCAGUGUGGCGAUGCUUAUGAACAGUGAAAAUAAAGUUCUAAAAGAGCACCGUCAAAAAUUAUAUUUUUCCUUUAAAUCAUUGAUGUAUGCAGAAACUGAAAUGCAACUGAAAGAGUUGUUUCAAAAUAUGUUGGAGAAUAGUACAGUCAGGAAAUAUGACAAGUUCAUCAUAUAUUUGAGCAAGUUGUUCUCCAAAAAGCAUUUAUGGUGCACUUGUCAUAGAAAAAUGCUUUUAACCAGGGGAAACAAUACAACAAACUAUGUUGAAAGUUUGUUCAAAGUUUUAAAAGAGACCAUACUUGGACGAGUGAAAGCAUUUAGCUUAGUUCAAUUAUUGGACUUCAUUGUCACAAAAUUUGAGAAGUAUCUACAUAGUAGAUAUUUAGAUUUUAGUUUUGGUCGUUCUAACAAAAAACUAGUAAAAAGGUUUUUGCCUGAUGAUAAAGGAAUAAUUCAGAACAUCAGAUCACUAAAUAAAGAUAACACUUAUUUUGAAAUUGAUCAACAUUUUGUUGAUUUGGAAAGUUCCAUUUGUACUUGCUUUGUUGGCAUGAAUGGAAAGCUUUGCAAGCAUUUAAGUUCUGUGAUUUUGGAACAAAAUAAACAAUCAACAUUUGUCUAGAAAGUAGAAAAUUAAUGUAUGAAGUGGCUACUGGGAAAAAAUUGGAUUCAAAUAGCACCCUCUUGCUACCUUUAAGUUUUAACCCAUCACACAAUUUUCCUUCUUCUCAGUCUGAUGAUGCUCUACAACCACAAUUUUCUUCUACGGUACUUCCACAUUCAUCUAACGAUAUACUUUCACAAUUUAAUAAUAAUACACUUAAACAUUCUUCAAAUGACACGCUUUCACCUAGAGAUAUUGACACAUUUUCACAGCCUUGCAAUCAUAUAACAUGGUUCUACCAACUAUAAACACUACUUCACAGCCCAUUGCAGCUACAUGUCAAAACUCGGACAGUGAAACAGAUGAUGAUGAUGGUGAUUAUUUACAAAAAUUUGAUGAUAUAAUUAAUCGGAUUACAUCCGGUUACAAAAAUAAUCCUGAUGUUUUUAAGCCAGCAAUAAAAAAAAUGGUGUAGAAUGUUAACAAGUUUGGAAAAACAGAAACUGGAUUGGUGUCUGCCUUGCAUAACUUUGGAAGGUACUUUUUUAAACUUAUUUUUGUAGGCUUGUUAAGUUUACAUUAGAAAAUUCGCAAGAUAGAAAAUAAGAUUUAAUGUGUAACAAUUUAAUGUUUAUAUUAUAUUGUAGCAAAUUAAUUUUAUUAUUUUUAAAGACUAAACUUUUUUAAAUCCAGUUUUGAAGGGUGUUUAGCUUUAGAUUUCUUAAUUGUUUGAUGUUUUUCUUUUAAUUUUUAUUGCUGUAAAAAUUGAAACUGAAAGAGUGAUACAUUUACUACAAUAUACAUUCAAUACAAGAAUCUAAAAAUGUAUUGUUAAAAUUUUAGCUAAACAGUGUAUGGGUUUUUAUUAAUUUUAUUUUAAUGUUCUCUAAAGUAUAAUUAAUGUUUAUGUUAUGGGUUAAUACUAACAACUUUUUUUACACCACAUUUAAAGAGUUUAGCGAAAGAAAGUGUCAAAUAACAAUUUAAAAACUUAUACAUUCAUCAUUUAUAAUAUGGUAGGAUAUUAUUCUAUAGAAAAUUUAAUAAGAGAGUUUCAGUAUGAAAAGGCGUUUUGUAAGUAUCUUUCUGAUAUUUUUAUACAUUCUAAAGCUAAAUUUCUUUAAUUUAUUAAAAUGUCAUGUAGGACUUACUUCCAGUAAACUCUUCGGUUGUAUGAUGAAGUUGGCAGAAAUUUACUUAGAUUUCUUCUUUUGUUUUCCCCUCCUUUUAGAAACCUUAACUACUCAAGCAGAGUUUUGAAGUGCAGCAGAAGGAGAGGCAAUCAAAUUCCUGUUCAACCUACAGCAAUUGCAAGAAGAAAAUCUAUUUAUUCUGGUAGGAAAACUCAAGUUGGUGGAAGGCCAGUUAAACGAGCAUUACCACCUGCCCUAAAAGAACAUACUUAUGGAAUAUUCUCUGAGUUACCAAAAAAACAUCGAAAAACAAAACAUAGUUUGACGCAUUGUGUUGAAAAGAAUGUAUCUCUUCCAAAUUAAUUUAUAUUUAUUUUAUUACUAUCAUGCUUUUAAAAAAAUA
This is a messenger RNA of Argiope bruennichi, 3256 nucleotides long. RefSeq lists its product as uncharacterized. Lineage: Eukaryota; Metazoa; Arthropoda; Arachnida; Araneae; Araneidae. The record is from RefSeq and is a predicted model, not a curated record. Bases 26 to 943 code for a protein of 305 amino acids. The transcript has 4 exons.